UUCCCCGACAAUUUAUUUCCAUGGAUAUCGCUCCCGUAUAUAACUCCCCAACCCUCCUUCCUUUUUUAUCCUAACACACCACCCCUUUCUUACCUUUUCCCUUCCCGUUUCCACGCAUUUCCAUCCCUUUCCUUUUCCUCCCCCUCUUCAAUCUCUCAUUGUUUUUCUUUCUCUCCAAGGAUUUCCCAAAAAUUUUCCAACAGAAAUGCCGGCAACCGAGUACCCAGGCUCCUUCUUGGGGCGAAUCAGCAUCAGGCGGAACCAAGUCAUCGCCAUGGAUGGUAACCACGAGCAGGAGCUUGAAGACCUAGAGCUCUUCCAAAAGCACGUUUCUGAUCGCUUCACCGAACUCUUAUCUCCUCCGGAUGACGCCCCUGUUGAGGCUCCUCUGUCAAUUUCCUGGCUUCGCAAACUCCUCGACGUGUUUCUUUGCUGUGAAGCCGAAUUCAAGGCUAUUCUUUUGAUGGGCCGUGACCCGUCUCAGAUCUCCAAACCGCCUCUCGAUCGCUUGAUUCCUGAACUUCUUGACCGGGCCGUGAAGGCUUUGGACGUUUGUAAUGCGGUUACCAACGGGGUUGAUUCCGUUAGACAUUGUCAGAGACUGGCGGAGAUUGCCGUUUCGGCUUUGGACCAAAAACCAAUCGGGGACGGACAAGCGAGAAGAGCUAGAAAGGCCUUGAAUUCGCUGAUGUCAGCAAUGAACCUUGACGAGAAAGAAGGCGGCAGUACUAAAACGACGGAGAGGAGCUGGUCGUUUGGUCGCCGAGGUGGUAAUAAAGAUCGAGCCCCGGGGCAAUUCAGGUCACUUUCUUGGCAGGUGGCCACGAAUUGGUCAGCCGCGAAACAGAUUCAGGCCAUGACUACCAAUCUCGUUGCGCCACGUGGAGGUGAGGCUUCCGGUUUGGCUUCCCCGGUUUAUAUAAUGAGUGUGGUUAUGGUUUUUGUUAUGUGGGCAUUGGUGGCUGCGAUACCUUGUCAAGAGAGGAGCGGUUUGGCUACGCAUUUUCCGGUUCCGAAGCAAUUGAGCUGGGCCCAUAGCAUGAUUGGGUUGCAGGAGAAGAUUGGUGAUGAGUGGAAGAAGAAGGAGAAGAAAGGGAUGGCCGGGUUGUUAGAGGAGAUGCAGAAAAUGGAGAAACUCGGUCAGAGUUUGAUAGAGUUUACGGAUUCAUUUCAGUUUCCUGGAGAGACAGAGAAAUUGGAGGAAGCGGCUGCACAGGUUGCGGAAUUAGCGGAGACUUGUCGGAGAAUGGAGGAAGGAUUGGUGCCUUUGCAGAUGCAGAUUAGGGAAGUGUUUCAUAGGAUUGUAAGAAGCAGAACUGAGUUUCUUGAUGUGUUGGACCAAGGUGGGAAAUCAUCGGCGCCACUCGUGUAACUAUGUUUGUGCAUUUCUGUCAGUUGGUCUGACAGGCACUUGAAGUUUACAAAAUUUUGAAGGUAAUGGUUUGAUCUUCCUAGGUUCAGUUUUCUUCAUGGAUGUCCCCGUCUAUUUUGGCCCAUGAAGAUGGAGACAGAUGAACCUGCAAGAUAUGGGGUUUUUUCUUUUAAUUUUAUUUACCAGAGUCUUCAGCCACUGAGGUUUUGGUGAAGCAAGCAUUUCCUGUGUGAAAUGCAUCCCUGUUUCCUUCUAGUUUUGGCCUUUUGUUUAAUAUGUUAACUUUUAUUUGAUUUGAGUACAGAAGCUUUUCUUUUCAGGAAAAUGUAAAUACUCAAACUACUAGUAUAACAUUUUGUAUUUGAAGGAGGAAGUGAGAGUUUCUCACUUUGCAGAAAGUAAAUGUAUGCCGUACGCUCUUCUUGCCCUA
Molecule: messenger RNA, 1802 nt
Organism: Theobroma cacao (cacao)
Lineage: Eukaryota; Viridiplantae; Streptophyta; Magnoliopsida; Malvales; Malvaceae
Product: protein ROH1A
Source: RefSeq, a predicted model, not a curated record